Messenger RNA from Drosophila takahashii, 1130 nucleotides. Its product is annotated as protein mab-21-like. The record is from RefSeq and is a predicted model, not a curated record. NCBI's taxonomy places the organism in Eukaryota, Metazoa, Arthropoda, Insecta, Diptera, Drosophilidae.
CGGAAAUGCUUGUGCCGCCGGACAUGAUGGCCGCCCAGACGCGCAUGGUCUAUCAGAUGAAUCGCUUUUGCGCCGAGCGGGUGCAGGCCAGGAUGUUCAGGACGGCCACCGCCAUCCGGGAGAUCUGCAAGAUCGUCCAGGACAUCCUCAAGGAGGUGGAGCUGCAGGAGCCGCGAUUCAUCUCCAGCCUCGUCGAGUGCAAUGGCAGGUUCGAGGGUGUCGAGGUCAUAUCCCCGAAUGAGUUCGAGAUAGUGUUGUAUCUGAACCAAAUGGGCGUCUUCAACUUCGUGGACGACGGCACUCUGCCGGGAUGUGCGGUCCUGAAGCUGAGCGAUGGCCGGAAGAGGUCCAUGUCCCUGUGGGUGGAGUUCAUCACGGCCAGUGGCUACUUGUCCUCCCGGAAGAUCCGUGCCCGCUUCCAGACGCUGGUGGCGCAGGCCUGCGACAAGAGUGUCUAUCGCGACAUGGUCAAGAUGGUGGGCGACACCAGCGAGGUGAAGCUGCGGGUUCGGGAGCGCUACGUGGUCCAGAUCACGCCCGCCUUCAAGUGCUCCGGCAUCUGGCCGAGAUCGGCGGCCCACUGGCCGGUCCCGCAUCUCCCGUGGCCACAUCCCAAUAUCGUGGCCGAGGUCAAGACGGAGGGAUUCGACCUGCUGUCCAAGGAGAGCGUCAUCAUGCAGAACAAGAACAACAAUGCCGCCAGCAUGGAGGGCGAUGCCUGGGUACUCAGCUUCUUUGAGGCCGAAAAUCGCCUUCUACAAGGCGGCUGUCGCCGGCGUUGUUUGAGCAUGCUAAAGACGCUGAGGGACAGGCACAUGGAGCUGCCGGGCAAUCCCAUCAGUGCGUACCACCUGAAGAACCUGCUGCUCUACGAGUGCGAGAAGCAUCCGCGCGACUUCGAGUGGGACGAGAGCUGCAUAGCGGACCGGAUCAACGGGAUCUUCCUGCAGCUGAUAUCCUGCCUGCAGUACCGCCGAUGUCCUCACUAUUUCCUGCCCGGACUGGACAUGUUCAAGGGCAAGUCGCCCAGUGCUUUGGAGCAGGCUGCCAAGCAGGUGUGGCGAUUGACCCGCGAGCUGCUCACAAAUGCCAAUGCCUUCGAAAAGUUGUAAGGGGUUGUGGGUGGAGGG